AUGAUGCCGCUCUGUCUCACUUUCAUUAACUUGAAGAAGGCCUUCGACUCAGUUGAGACGGAAGCGGUCAUGGAAGCCUUGGACAACCAAGGCGUCCUUACUCAGUACAUAAAGGUACUUCGAGAGUUGUACAGCAUCUUUACGACCGGAAUUUCGCCAUUCUACAAGAAUAUCUUCAUUGACGUGAAGAAGGGGGUCGGACAGGGUGAUACAAUCUCACCCAACAUAUUCACAGCCAUCCUCGAGAACACAAUGCGAAUGUUGGAAUGGGACGAUAUUGGACUGGAGGUUGAUGGUCGGCAGCUACAUCAUUUGCGCUUUGCUGAUGACAUCGUACUGAUAACACCUAGCGUCAACCAAGCGGAACGAAUGCUGACCGAAUUCGACGGAACAUGUGGGUGCAUUGGUCUCCAGCUGAAUCUACAAAAGACGAUGUUCAUGCGGAGCGGAUGUAUCUCGGAUGCCCCAUUCACGCUCAACGGAACGAAUAUAUCCGAAUGCACCAGCUAUGUUUAUCUGGGUCGGGAAUUGAACAUGAUGAGCGACCCGACCCCCGAGCUGGCAGGAGGAGACCAGCGGCUUGGGGAGCGUACAAGAGCAUCGAGGUAG
Necator americanus (New World hookworm) is the source of this 609-nucleotide messenger RNA. RefSeq lists its product as uncharacterized. The transcript has a single exon. NCBI's taxonomy places the organism in Eukaryota, Metazoa, Nematoda, Chromadorea, Rhabditida, Ancylostomatidae. The record is from RefSeq and is a predicted model, not a curated record. Bases 1 to 609 code for a protein of 202 amino acids.